AUGUCCAGACUGUUCCAGCGACUUAUGGAGCUUGGUGAAGAGCGCUCUGAUGCAGUUACUCUAUCGACAUCGUUGGAAAUCCAUGCGAACGCAACGAGGGAAGAGCUGGUCGCGGAGUUGACGCAGCUGCGGACUCAGCUGGCGGAGCAGAAGACAAAGCACGACGAAUUAUUUGCCGAUGCAAUUGCACUACGCUCGGAGUACGACACCUUCCGACGCACCGCCGGAAAGGAAAAGCAUUUGCUCCUGGAGCAGCAAGCUAAUGAUCAACGCAUGUUGGAAGAGUUGCGCCGCGCGGGUGCCACGGGGAAGAUGGACGAGGUGUAUAUGAUGGAGACGGAGGUCAAGAUGGAACAGCUGCAGGCCGAGCUGCAGAGGGCUGUAGAAGAGGCGGAAAGGGCAUAUAAGCGGCAAAUCGAGGCGGAACGCGCACAGUUGGCCGCGGAGACAUCCAAAAAGGAGGAUUUACAGGAGUUGUACCAACAAUUUGACCGGUUUAAGGAGGCGAUGCGGCACCGCAACGAAGAGUUGGAGAGGGAAAUUUGUGAGGCGCGUGCGGCGGCAGUAGGAAUAGUGGAAGAAACAUCCCUUGAAAAAGAAGGAGUGUCCCUUGCAAAGGACGGUGUUGAUGGUAACUCUCAUGAUGACAAAAAAAUUCCAGGCACCACAAUUAAGGAGACGUCGCAAAUGCAGGGUUCCUUGGUGGCUGCGUUGCAGCGCGAGAAACAGGCGCGUGCGGAGCUUUUAGCUGAGAAUGGACGAAAUCAACGCCAAUUGGAGGAUCUGAAAUGGAAACAAAUGGAGGCGGAGAGAAAGAUUGCAGAGUUAAAGAAAGAAAUAGACACAUGGCGUUCAAAGGUGGCGCAUUUAGAAAAAACACUAAAUACCAGAGGUGAGGAGCACGGGCUGAGGGAAAAGGAUUUUCGACUCGUCAUUCGGCAGAAAGAAGACAAUUUUGCACGCCUGGAGAGGGAAUUACAGGCGGUAAAGCAACUUGCAGGAGAAGCGCGCCAAGAGGUGGAGCGGGGACUGCUCCGUGAACGGGAGAUGGAGGCGAGGAAUACUGUGAUAGUUAGCGAGGCGGAAAGCCUCAAAAUGACUGCCAAUGCAGCACUGGAGGAGCAGCGUGUACAUUUCGAAAGGCUGCUUCAGGAAAGUGAGGGACUUCUUGAAGAACAGCAGGGUGUGUGUCGGACCUUGGAGGCGACCCUGCGGCAGAUGCGGGAGGAUAAAUCUAAUCAGGCGGAUCGCAUUGAGAGUCUUUGGCAUGAAUUGGAUCACGCCCAGCAGGUGAUUAGUGAGAUGGAGCUUAUGCAGUCGCAGAGCCAACGCCUUAUUGAGCUUCGCGAGGAGGAAUUACUGUCAAAAGAGGAGGAUCGCCAAAAACUUCGGCAGCUGCUGCGCGAGGAGGAAGAGGCGCACGAAUGCACCCGUGGGCGCAUGUGUGAACUAGGGACGCAGCGGAGUGAAGCCGGGGUUCGUAGCUCCAGACACAUGGAUGUUUCGGAAGAGGCAGCAUGUAGGCUUGCCACGCUCGAGCGAGAGGGCAGCCUCACGGAGACAAGGUUAUCUGCACAACAGACAGAGCUUCAGAGGAGGGAUCAAACUAUACAGCAGUUACAGAUUCAGUUGGAUGACUUAAUUACACAGAACGCGAGGUUCGCCCUGUACCGCGAGGAACAGGUUGCUAAAACUUGUCAAUUUGAGGCUCGCAUUCGCGAAUUGGAAGCGGAACGCUCUGCGGCCAUUAUUCAACGUCUGCAGACGGAAAAUGCCUCCGCCCCGGAGAGGCCCCAAAAUUCACACUCGGUUGUAUUUGAAAGUGUGUCACGCAUCACCUCUGCGCCGACUUCCGAAGUGUUGUAUGCGACCAAUUCCGAGCGUGCCCGGCAGCAGUUUUUCUCUCAGGUUAUCAUGUCCGCGCGAAAGUUGCGUCUCUCCGCAUUUGCUCGUUUUCGAAGGCUUAUUCUGGCGUCUUCGGCGUGUAUUGUUUUGGUGAUUUUGGCCAGUACUUUUGUCGCCGUUUUUCCCAACACUCAGACUCUGGAGGCAGGGGAGAGGGCGAUGGAGUCACUCAGACGGCAGUACACAGUGGCCUCCGCUGCGCUAGCGCGAUGCCAGGCAAUUCUCUCGGAGUGUCGCUGUCAGUAA
Trypanosoma cruzi is the source of this 2151-nucleotide messenger RNA. RefSeq lists its product as uncharacterized. The coding region runs from base 1 to 2151 and encodes 716 amino acids. NCBI's taxonomy places the organism in Eukaryota, Euglenozoa, Kinetoplastea, Trypanosomatida, Trypanosomatidae. The record is from RefSeq and is a predicted model, not a curated record. The transcript has a single exon.